AUGGAUGCCAGCAUCCCAGGCAUGGGCCUGUUAUACUUUUCAAUGACAGGAAAUGAGGAUGAAGGAGCAAAUCCGACGCCACCACCAGGCUCCAAACGACGGCGACUGCGUGGGGCUUGUGCUGAGUGUCGACAGAGAAAGACUCGGUGUGAUAGAGCAAAACAGCCGGGAAACAUCUGCUCUAAUUGCAUCGCGUUCAACUGCCCAUGUACCGAUCCUCGCACCGAAAGUACCCAUGAACCGUCCGCGAAACCCUUCUCCUCGAAAGCUACAACGAAUUCCCCUCCCUAUGGUGGAAAAACGGCUGCGGAGCAUGUCGAAACCAUUGUGGUGCAGUCGACGGCCUAUAUCGAUGCGCGAGACCUCCGUAUGGUUCUGCUCGAUAUUGCACAAUACUCGCGCACCAUUGAAGAGGAGCUCAAGUCAUGUCGGGCCAAACUCGCCGCCUGUCGAGCAGGUUUAACCCCCAACACUGAUUCUGCAUCCCCGCCGAAUACGACUGACUUCUCAAGCGACACCACGGCCGUGUCGCCGGAGACCCCAGAACAAGAUGCAGAAGAGGACUCUGAUGCUCUAGUUGAGGAUUUUCACGGGAUGAAGCUCGCAGAUGGUGGUCGCUCCCGUUAUUUUGGAGAAUCGAGCGGACAGCAUCUAUUUCGCACCGCCGAAGUAUAUAAAAUUCAGCAUGAGGGCCACACUGGUAGCCCGACUCAAAUUCGUCGUCCUGAAUACUGGAGUAGCCCGUGGGAGAAAGUUCCGGCUGCCCGUCAACUCGUGUAUACAUUUCCGCCUCAGGAUCUCAUGGACAGCCUGGUGUCGAUUUACUUUCGACAUUGGAAUAUUUUCAUCCCGUUACUCCACCGACCAACCUUUGAACGUGGAAUCGCCUCCGGCCUGCACUUGUCUGAUCAUGGGUUUGGGGCCCUAGUUUUGGGAGUCUGUGCUUUAGGGGCGAGGUUGUCUGACGACCCACGAGUCAUCUUCCCUGGGACCAACACGUCUCUUAGCGCCGGCUGGGAAUGGUUGCAACAGAUACGAUACGAGGAAGACCCCGACUCUUACUUCGCCAUGUCCUUAUAUGGCCUGCAACGCAAUAUCUUGUUGACGCUGUACUUGCAAAGCAGCAACUCUCCUAAACAAUGUUGGACGCUCGGAGGAAUGUCAUUAAAGAACCUCCAAGAUCUUGGCCGUCAUCGAGAGAAACGCUAUUCGGAUCCGCCAACCGUGGAAGACGAACUGUACAGACGGGUAUUUUGGGCAUUCAUCUUUGGUGAUAUGUACAUGAGUGCCUUCUUGGGACGGCCUCGUGGAACCUCAGAAGACGAGCAUGAUGUUGACUACCCAACUGAUUGCGAUGACGAAUAUUGGGAGGACCCCGACCCUUCUAAGCGAUUCCAGCAGCCCGAGGGAAAACCUUCCCAAGUUGCCUUCUUUGUUUCGUGUCUAAAACUUACAACAAUUCUUGGACGCGCACAAAAGACAAUCUACUCCCUGAAACGGAACGAACGCGGUGCGGGAUGGAGCCAAUCGACCGUAGCCGAAUUGGAUUCGGCCCUUAAUAAAUGGCUGGAUUCGAUACCGGACCAUCUCAAAUGGGAUCCGCAUCGAGAAAACUCCAUUUUUUCAGCGCAGUCAGCAGCAUUAUAUGCUUCGUAUUAUCACGUUCAAAUCCAGAUUCACCGAAGCUUUAUUCCAUCCCCGUCCAACGACAAGCCGCUUUUCUCGUCCUUCCCUUCCUUGGCCAUUUGUUCAAACGCUGCGCGUGCGUGUAGCCAUGUUAUGGAGGUUCAAGCAAAGCUUGGAGUUCUCCUGUUUCUCCCUCAGGCUCUGUCGUCUCUCAUGGACUCUGCCCUCGUCCUCCUCGUAAACGUCUGGGGCGCUCGGCAAGCGGGCUCUUCACCUGAUCCGCAAAGGGCAGCCGCUGAUAUUCGAAGAUGUAUUAACUGCAUCGCCAUGUAUGAAUCUCGUCUCCAACUUGCAGGUCGUUUUUGCGACCUUCUGGCGACGAUUUCGAGUCAAGUCUUGGUAAAUCCGUCACCGCCUGCAACACAGGUUGCACAUCCGCGCAAACGGCCUCGGGACCCUGACUUCGAGUGCCAAAUACCCGCCUCCCAACCACCGCUUGAUUUCCCUCAGGACCAGCAAUUGUCCGUCGAAGAGCUUAUCUCACAGUACCCUUUCGAGGACUUCUUGCAAGCAGAACCUGGCGCCGGGACGGCACCAAACAUGGAAUUGACGGAUGUGUAUCCAUACUCGAUGCCGAUCUCCACCGAAGAACUCGGUCAUUUACCACUUUACUCUUCAUUUGACCAAGCUUGGACGGCCGACCCUUCGCUUCCUGCUAUGGGCGACAUCGGGCUGAUGUUCAGCUUCGCGGAUGCGGAGUCGGCACAGGAAAUGGCGGCGGCGGCACGGUACAGUGCGGCCUCAAUACCGCCUUCAAAUUUCUUGCCUCAGCAACCGUUUCUCGCUCGUCCCCAUGAUCAAUUGGCUGGCAUGCCCCACAUUGACCCCGAUCCACACAACCCCUCAAGUUGGAUGAAUUAA
This is a messenger RNA of Mycena indigotica, 2547 nucleotides long. RefSeq names its product Zn(2)-C6 fungal-type domain-containing protein. The record is from RefSeq and is a predicted model, not a curated record. The transcript is spliced from 20 exons. Lineage: Eukaryota; Fungi; Basidiomycota; Agaricomycetes; Agaricales; Mycenaceae. Gene Ontology annotation, biological process: regulation of DNA-templated transcription; DNA-templated transcription. Gene Ontology annotation, molecular function: zinc ion binding; DNA binding; DNA-binding transcription factor activity, RNA polymerase II-specific. Bases 1 to 2547 code for a protein of 848 amino acids.